AUGACCGGCACUACUCAUGCCAGUAGUGUUGCUUUCAACAACCAUCAUGAUGGCAAUAAUGUGCAAAGCAUUCAUGCUACGGCUGUUCCUGUAACCCCGCAACAACAACAACUCUCCUUCCAAUUUAAUCCUAUGGAGCAAGCAAAUCAUCUAAAGCGUAAAAAGCAUCUCCAAAUUGAUGAUAAUGUAAACUCAUCGCUCGAAGAAGACUCAAAUUGUAAUGACAACUGUAGUAGUCCUUUAGGACAUUCUGCAGUGACAAUGACCAUGAUGAACAUUUCGAAUGGCCUUGAUGUGCAAGAUGAACCUGCUCCUAAAAAGGUUAAAUUACAUUCCAACUUGAAUCAUUUGGUAGAUUCAGCUCUUGGCGAGAUGAUGCAAGACGAAACCAUUAAUGGCUCGUUUGAUCAUGAUAUGAAUCAUCUAGAAAAAGGUUUGCCAAGCCAUUCAUUUAAGGAUUCCACAAUGUCAUUGAAACCAUCAGCUCUAGACAUUGAACAAGCGGCAUCAGCAGCGAUUAUUCCAUCCAUCAACUCGUCGCACGAUAUCACGGAUCUUAAUUGUGCAACAACAAGUGGUCAACUCGUCCAAGCAAGUCCUUCAUGGGAAAUGUUACCUCAUGGCAUCCUUAUCUUUGUCAUGUCCUAUCUUUCACAACCCAUGCUGAUUCAUGCCAUGUUUGGAGUUUGCAAAAGAUGGUAUCAAAUAGCCAAGCAUUCUGUGUUGUGGAAACGGAUUGAUUUCAACAAUGGCCACUUUAAAAUCAAGAAUAUGGGUGAUGUGAUUGGCUUUCUUGAUGAUCUUACCUCUUUCAAGCUUCUUGACAUGAGAAAAGCCUAUGCAUUGGGCUCUACCAUGCUCAUGGAAUCUCUUGGAAGACUCGGUCAAAAAGAAGUCAUUUACAACAUUCAACAAUAUGAAUUUGGCCUCUCACUUCAAAAGCAAGAACAACUUGGAAUUUUCAAGAAUGGAGGAGUGUUGCUUCCUCCUAGCCAGUCACACUCGAUUCGAAUGCUUCAUCCAUUUGGAGAAAUUAUUUUACCAUCAUCAUGCAAACAGCUCCUAGCUGUCAAUUUUCAAAAGCUCUUUGAAGUUUAUCCUUCAUUGACAAAAUUAGUACUUCCCAUGUGCUCAUCGGUAUCUGCUUCAGAAAAUGGAUCGAUUCAUACAUUGGCACAUGUACAGGGUGACAGAGUUCAGUUCAAUCAAGAUGAUGUCGAGCAAAGUAUUACAGACUCUGCACUUUUGCAAAUAGCUCAAUUUCCACAUUUGCAAUCUCUCAGAAUUUCUACUCAUCACAAAUUGAGUGAUCAAGGAAUUCAUGACUUUUCACAACGUGUCCUCAAUCUUGAGGCUAUUGAAAUGGACUAUUGUUUUGGCUUGACUCAACAAUCAGUCAAGUCCCUUCUCAAGAAUUGCAAGAACAUUCGCUCAAUUUCUGCCCUCAGCACCUCAAACAUUGUAUUUCAUGAACAGGAUCUCAUUGAAUUAGGCCAAUAUGGAGCAAACUUGAGAGAGUUAAAACUUGAUGUUGCAAACAUUAGUUUUAAUGCACUCUCUUCGUUUAUUCGUGGAUGCCACAGACUUGAAUCUCUAUUCCUGAGAGGUCUAGACGGUGUUACGCAAAAAACCUUUGAUAUGAUCUUUUCAGAGCUUCGUUACUUGCGUCAACUCUCUAUUGUUUGCGAGAAUCCUGCCAGAGUUUCCACCAACAAGGUAUACUCAUGUUCCAUCAAUAGCUCCUCUCUUGAAAAAUUCCACUUUAGCGGCUCUGAAAUUUUACAUCUCACUUUUGAAUCAUGCUACAACCUUAAAAAAGUAUGUAUUGACCAAUGUAAGAACUUGAGUGGUCUUCAAAUGAUCCAAUCCCAACAAGUCAAUGAGCUAAAGCUCAAGAGUAGUAACAUUGCACAUGUGAACCUUUCGCAGUUGAUAACCUCAUUGCCAAACUUGCGAGAUUUGGAGUUGUUUGAUUGCCAAACAGGUGCUGACAACAAGACACUCUCCAUUUCUUCAAAUAUUAUGAAAAAGAUUAUUGUCUUGAUGUGUAAUGAUUUGAUGAAUCUCGAAGUGUUCUGCUCCAAACUUCACUCCAUGAGUGUUGAUUUAUGUGCCAAUAUUGAAAAGUUGAUUCUAAAGUGUCCUCGGAUGGAAAAUCUUCAAAUGUUUGCGCUUCCUCAGCCAGAAGCGACAAAACUCAAACAUUUAUUUGUGGAGAGCGACUAUUUGACCUCACUGAACUUGCAAAAGAUCAUUUCUCUUGAACAAAUUGCAACCAAAUGCAAGUCUCUCGAUUCUCUUAACAUGGCAAACCUUCAUCAAUUGAAAAGAUUAGAGCUUGGACCUUGUCCCAAACUUGAAAAACUUGCUGUUGGAAGUGUUUUUCUUCCAUUUGAUGAACGCCUUGUUGGUAAUAUUAUCAACAAGUGCCCAAAUAUUAGCAUGUUGAGCAUCUCCAAUAAUGUUAGUCUCAAUGAUUAUGCAUUGAGUCUAUUAUGCAACAGCUUGUCAAAUCUCCAGGCGCUUGUUAUUUCAAAUUGCAAUCGCAUUUCAAAUACCAACAUCUAUUCCAACGUGUUGAAAGGAGUUCAAAUUAGUGAUUGUAACAUGCUCAAGAGUUUGAAUAUUAAGAGUGAAAAGUUGAACAAGCUGUUCAUUAGAAAUUGUCCAAGCGUUGAUGAUUCUUCCUUCAACAACAUUUCUGUCAAUAGUCCCAAUAUUCGAUUCGUAGAAGUUGUGAAUUGUAACAUGCUCAACAAGCCUGUGUUUAUGUUACCAAACCUGAUUGACCUUAAUAUUAGAGAAUGUUCUCAACUUGAAAUGCCGUCAGUGAUGUCUCAAAAUUUGAAAAAGUUACUCGUUGUUUCAUGCAAAAAGUUCAAGAGUUUCAGCUUGAUGGGUAACACUAGUGGUAAUUGUAGCACUGAAAUUUUAUUCUCCGAUUGCCCAAGCUUGAACGAGGCCAUGAUUUCGAAAGAACUUUCUCAAUCUUCCGAUUAUAUUCAAACCAUUGUCUUUGACAAGUGUAAUUCACUGGUCGCUCCCAAGCUCACAAGCGGUCUCAACAGUAAUUUGAAACAUAUUCGAUUUUCUGAAUGUACCAAUCUCACCAGUCCAUGGAUUUGUGCCUCUGACAAGUUAUCAACCUUGUCAUUCCAAAAAUGUGACAAGAUGAGACUCGAAAAAGUUGGAACUCAUUUUUCUGGACAAGAUGUUGAAAACUUGGAAAUUUCUGAAUGCAAGGGUGUGGCCAAAUUGACUUGUGAUUUGCAUGUCAAGAACUUGAACGUUGUGAAUUGUACCAAUCUUACUACUCUCACGCUUUCCUCUGCAAUCCAAUCUGCUCUCAUUUCACAAUGCCCAACAUUAACCUCAGUUCAUUUUCCUGCUGAGAGUAGUGUUAGUGAGAUUACUGUUAAAGAAUGUGAUCAAUUGUCUAGCAUUCAAGUAGUAGGCCAGAAUCAAUCUUUAAAGAAAAUGAGAUUUUCCAAAUGUGCAAGACUCUCUGACAUGUGCUUGGCGUCCAUGCUGAGCAAGUGCAGUGGUCUUGAUAAGGUUAGAUUGAGUUCGUGUGGAUUAUCACGUCCAUUUAUUAGUCAUGCUCGUUUAGAAACACUUCAAAUUUCUAGAUGUCAAUACCUCGAAAGAAUGACUUUAAAGUGUCAUCAACUUGCUACCCUCAAACUUUGUGACUGUCAUGCUUUGACUUCGGUCAAUUUCGCUGAGACUUCCCCAGAGCUCAAGAAUGUAACAUUGCAUGGUUUGUCUGUCAGUGCAUCUGAUAAGGAACUAUUGAUGAAGCAUUCAAGCUCCUCAGUUGUCUCUAGAAGAAAAUAA
Messenger RNA from Naegleria lovaniensis, 3837 nucleotides. RefSeq lists its product as uncharacterized. Lineage: Eukaryota; Heterolobosea; Eutetramitea; Acrasida; Naegleriidae. Gene Ontology annotation, molecular function: protein binding. Gene Ontology annotation, biological process: SCF-dependent proteasomal ubiquitin-dependent protein catabolic process. The record is from RefSeq and is a predicted model, not a curated record. The transcript has a single exon. Gene Ontology annotation, cellular component: SCF ubiquitin ligase complex. Bases 1 to 3837 code for a protein of 1278 amino acids.